Messenger RNA from Cordyceps militaris CM01, 687 nucleotides. RefSeq names its product N,O-diacetyl muramidase, putative. Gene Ontology annotation, biological process: peptidoglycan catabolic process; cell wall macromolecule catabolic process; carbohydrate catabolic process. Gene Ontology annotation, molecular function: lysozyme activity. The record is from RefSeq and is a predicted model, not a curated record. NCBI's taxonomy places the organism in Eukaryota, Fungi, Ascomycota, Sordariomycetes, Hypocreales, Cordycipitaceae. The coding region runs from base 1 to 687 and encodes 228 amino acids. The transcript has 3 exons.
AUGAAGUCCUUUUCCUCCAUCAUCACUGGCAUUGCUGGCCUUGCCUCUGUCGCCUCUGCUACGGUGCAGGGCUUCGAUGUCUCCGGCUACCAGCCCACGGUCAACUGGGGUGCCGCGUACAGCAGCGGCGCUCGCUUUGUCAUGAUCAAGGCCACCGAGGGAACUGGUUACAUCUCGCCCAGCUUCAACUCGCAGUACCCCGGUGCGACCAAUGCAGGCUUCAUCCGCGGCGGCUACCACUUUGCGCUGCCCGACCGCUCGUCUGGCUCUACGCAGGCCGACUAUUUUAUCGCCCACGGUGGCGGCUGGAGCGGCGAUGGCAUUACCCUUCCGGGCAUGUUGGACAUUGAGUACAACCCGUACGGAGCCACCUGCUAUGGCCUCUCGCAGAGCGCCAUGGUCAACUGGAUCAGCGAUUUCCUUGAGCGCUACAAGGCCAAGACGACGCAGUACCCCAUCAUCUACACGACGACCGACUGGUGGAAGACUUGCACGGGCAACAGCCCUGCGUUUGGCCAAAAAUCGCCGCUGAGCCUGGCCCGGUACGCGAGCAGCGUGGGCGAGAUCCCCAACGGCUGGUCGUAUCAGACUUUCUGGCAGAACAGCGAUAAGUACGCGUAUGGGGGCGACUCGCAAAUCUUCAACGGCGCGUACACGCAACUGCAGAAGAUUGCUCGUGGCGGCUAA